UCUCUGUGGGAGGUUGGGCGCGGCUGGAGAGGCCGGAGAUGGAGGCGCUCCAGGGUUUCCCGCCCAGGCGACACAGGCGUGGUGUGGCCCACUCAUGCCUUGUUUCCCUGCUUUCUGUUUUUUUUAGUGGGGGCAAGAAGAGAGAGAGAGCCCCCCCCCCCCCCACACACACACACUAUGAUCUACAACGCUUGUACUCCUCAUCAUUAGACUAGUCACAACAAUAGGGUUUGGACUGAGGUAUAUUGUGGACAUAUAUCAUCCCUGACUUUAAAAUGCCCUUCAAAGUGUCCCCAACCUCAGCACCAUCAGUGCUGUUGGGUUGCAAUUCCCAUUAUCUCCCCAGUCUGCAUAGGGGAUUAUUAUUAUUGUUUAUUUAUAUCCCGGCUUUUGGGAAAAUUAGGCCACAAGCUCUUCAGAAAUGGCAAUCACCACCAUAUGGCGCAGCGUGUUAAAGCGUUGAACUGCUGAACUUGCGGACCGAAAGGUUGCAGGUUCGAAUCCGGGGAGCGGAGUGAGCGCCCGCUGUCAGCCCCAGCUUCUGCCAACCUACCCUGUUUUCCCGAAAAUAAAACAUCUCCUGAAAAAAAGGACCUAGUAAAGGUUUUGCUGAAUUGCUAAAUAUAAGGCCUCCCCUGAAAGUAAGACCUAGCAAAGUUUUUGUUGGGAAGCAUGCCCGCCAAACAGAACACCAGAGCAUACAGGAUUGUCAUUCCGGUGCAAUUCUGGCUGAAUGAGAAAAGAGCUUCCUCCGGGGAUUGCUCCAGGGUGAUGGUUGGCAUAAUUCCUAUUAAAGCUCUUGUUAUGGAUGAAAGCAGGACCAGCAUUUGUGUAACCGGAUUGCUUGCCUACCUGAGAGUCAACCAAAGAUGCAGGCCAUCAAAAACAUUGUUUCCUACAUGGUGUUGAAAUGACCUCGUCUAGUUCUACAUUUAACAACUGUGUCCAAAUCAUGCUUGCUUUCAGAGUGACCAGAAUGAGAAGGUAUGGAAGAAAGCACAUAAUAGAGUUAUGCAUAGUCUCUAAUUAUUGUGUUUUGACUCACAAGUACAAUUUCUAAGACAAAAAUAAAAAAUAUCUUUAAAUAAUAUAAAGUUAUGACAUAUCAUGUUUUUGUCAUGACUAUGUAUUAGAUCAGAUCCGUGCUGUAUAUGAAACAAUGUUCUCGUACUGCUUCUGAUGGAAAUGCUAAACCACUGCAAUCUUAACAGAACAUUCAUCAUGUCAGUGAUUUAAACAACAUACUCAUGCUAUGUGACAAAGUUAAUAAAUUAACUAUGUUAACUUCCAGUUAAUUUGUAUGUAAAUAUAAAUUGAUCUCUUCUAGAAGUUUCCUGCUGAACUGAAUGGCUAAACAUUUACAUUUUUCAUCUUAAAAAGUGGUCUUAAUUUCCAUCUUCCAUACAACAGAUAGUCACAAAUAUGUUAGUCUGGCAAAUGCUACUGUUUCCAUAGAAGAUACAAGCAAAAAAUUAAAAAAAAUUAAAACUGGUCCAAAUUGUUUUGCUUGUGUAACUAAUGAGUGAGCAUUCCUAUUAAUGUCGAUGUCUUGUUCCUUGGUAUUAGAAUCAAUGGGUAUUUGCAGAGAUUACUUCCAAAGUUGUAAACUUUGUUAUCAUUCUGUCACUAAAACAAGGAUCUGCUGUUCAAAGAGUUUAUUAUAUUUUGUUCUAUCAAAACUAUUUGGGAAAGAAAGUUCAGGAAUCAACAGUUGCAUAUUAGUUAUACAUUGUUUCCUUCUAUAAACCCAUGUGCAGUAUGCCAUUACAACAUAUGCAUGCCAUCACAUAUGACCCCAAUCACAAUGAUCAGUCCCCACCACCAAGCACUGCUGUUUUUAUUUUAAAAGUGAAAUUAAUUGCAAUGACACAUUUCAUAAUGGCAUAUUUUGUCUGGAUUACAUCACCACAGUCAAACACAAUAGUCUACCAGAUAUCUGAUAUAGGGGUAUUCUCCUUGGAGAUUUGGAGCUUUUUGCUCCAGAAAAGCCAAAGUAUUCAUAUGAAAAGGUACCAUUAGUGGGAGGAGUUUGUGUGUUUCAUGGUCAAAUAUAUGGAAUGUUCAGAGACAAGCUCUAAAUGCAUCAAAGACGUUGUUGCUGCUGUUGUUGUUUGUCUUUAAGUCAUUUUUGUUUGUCUUCAAGUCAUUUCUGAUCUAUAGUAGCCUUAAGGCAUUAGUAACCUCUUGGCAGCAGAGGGGGCCUUUGUGAUCCUCUGAUAGUGUGACUUGCCUAUGGGGCCUUCCACACCACCAUAUAACACAGACUAUCGAGGCAGAUAAUCCACAAUAUCUGCUUGGAACUGGGUUAUCUGAGUCCACACUGCCAUAUAACCCAGUUCAAAACAGAUAAUGUGGGAUUUUAUACAGCUGUGUGGAAGGGGCCUAUGAUCACCUAGUGGAUACGGUUUUUUUUCACAGCCUUCCAGUGGCCUUUACGUUAAUAUAGUCAAAUGAUCUUCCUUGCCCUUUGAAAUGUCUGUAUCUGCUUUCUCAUGUUGCAGCCUGUGUGCUUCUGUCCCUUACUGUGCCAAGCUGUUAGUUGAGAAUUCACUUAGCACUUACUACAAUCGUCCAAAGCAAGAAAUGUCACAAGUGGAAAAAGAACGCCUAGACAUUUGAUUUUCUAAUAAAUGAAAGUGGUGGGUCAUCAUAUCGCUGGUCAUGGAAUCGCUGCUUAGUCCCAAGCUUGCAGGUCUCCUUAUACUAAGUUUCUCCUAGAGCCAUUGGUUAUGAUCAGAGCAGAAAGAGUCCUCUGACCAUAUUACAGUCAUGAGGAUGCUGAUAUCAGAGUUGAACUGGCUGUGCUAAUGAAGGCAUAGAGCAAUGGUUCUCAACCUGUGGGUCCCCAGAUGUUUUGGCUUUCAACUCUCAGAAAUCCUAACAGCUGGUAAACUGGCUGGGAUUGUUGGGAGUUGUAGGCCAAAGGACCUGGGGACUCACAGGUUGAGAACCACUGUCAUAGAAGAUUUGGAAGCUGUACUUUCCCCUCUAUCUGCCUACCUCUUUCCAUUCUGGAAACUUUCCAGUUGAUGGGGAGCUGAGAUUUAAAAACGUGUCUCUAGCUCCUGCAAAUCCUUCCAGCUUCCAGCAUCUCAAGGUUCAGAUGUGUCAGGUUUCUGUUAGCCACCCUCCCCAUCCUCAACAUUUUUCUUGUCUCAGAUUUCUCCCCUUCUUAGGAUGGCCUGUCCUGCCCUGGGUCUGGCCAGUGCUUCAAAUAGUACAUCGGUGUAAACAAGCCCCGCCGGCAACUGUGGCCACAGCAGCCCCAGGCUCAUCUGUGUGGGUUGGGCAGUCCCUUUGACAAGGUGGGCAGAACAGAGCUGCCCUGGUGAGUUCAAGCUGGUCUUGCCGGAGUAGAGCCAGGGCUCUUAAUUACCUGACAAUAUUUGUUUGGGGUGUUGUCCUGUGUUUGGCCCGAACAAGAUCUAGCCCUUUAUAAAAGCAGAAUGGCUUUGAUCUGCUCAGUGUCUGCCCUUCGUCGAGGAGAGGAGCGGGGACCCACGGACAAGAAGCCAAGUGUGUGGAAGGAAAGCUCAUUUGCCUAGAUUGAGCAUGACCAAAGCAAGAAAUGUGGAUUCAAGAGAGGAGCACCACCCACUUGGGAAAAUAGAAGACCCAUGCCCUCAUGCUGAGAGGAUGAGCAACAAUCAUGGUGCAAACCAGGAGACCUCCAGCCGAAAUUCAGUGGUGAUCUGCCAAGCAGUUGGGAGAAGUAUCUUCACCUCCAGCAUCUCUUCAGCAGCAGAACGAGUCAGCCUUAUGCUGAAACAGGAGGAAGGAGGGAAUGAAGAGGCAAGCUCUCCAGUGCUAUUUAUACAGCUCUCUGAACUCUUCAAUACCCUUGAAGGAUUGGAGUGGAGGCAAACCGCCAGGUGGAUAAAAUUUGAAGAGAAAGUGGAAGAUGGAGGGGAACGCUGGAGCAAGCCUCACGUGACCACCCUGUCCCUUCAUAGUCUAUUUGAGCUGCGGACAUGUAUAAGGAAAGGGGCCAUCUUGCUAGAUCUGGAAGCACAAAGUUUUAAGGAAAUUGUUGAGAAGAUAAUGGAGAACCAGAUUGAGAACCACGCCCUUAGGCCAGAGCAUUUGAACAAACUCGCCCACAUAUUGCUUCUCAGACCUCAACACCAUACAACCAAAUCUCAGCUGAUGAUGCUGGUGGCGAUGUGCUUGGCCCCCUGCUGCUCUGACAAAGUGAAUAGCCGUUCGGAUGCAAAGAAUGAGAUUUCAGAAAUUCCUUUAAAGGAGCAGCUCAAAAACAACUUCAAGAAGAAGAUUCCAGCUGGGACUGAAGUGGCCAACAUCCUUGUAGGAGAAGCCAGCUUUCUGGAGAAGCCCUUCAUUGCUUUUGUACGCCUGCAGCAGUCAGUGCUCCUUGGAAACCUGACAGAGGUUGCUUUUCCCAGCAGGUUCCUCUUCAUCCUAUUGGGUCCAAGAGCGAAAAUGAAGGCCUAUCAUGAAAUUGGCAGAGCUGUGGCUACUCUCCUGACAGAUGAGCUUUUUCAGAGAGUUGCCAGGAAAGCAAGUGGCAGAGGAGAUCUCAUUGCAGGAAUUGAUGAGUUCAUGGAUGAGCUGACUGUCUUACCCCCAGGAAAAUGGGACCCAACCACCCGAAUUGCUCCCCCCAAAUGCCUACCCUCACCACAGAAGAGGCUCUCCUUACACCUCCGAGAAUGGAGUCCUCAUUCUAAUGGAAACAAAUCUAUGAUGGAUGACCGGCAUGGCCAUGGCCAUGGUCAUGGCCACCAGCAUGUCAGUGAGGAGUUGAAGAGAACAGGACGAUUAUUUGGGGGAUUAUUAAAGGAUAUCCAGAGGAAAGCUCCCUGGUACUGCAGCGAUUUCUAUGACGCCCUUAACAUCCAGUGCUUUUCAGCGAUCCUUUACAUCUACUUGGCAACCGUCACCAAUGCAAUCACCUUUGGAGGAAUGCUGGGGGAUGCUACAGAUAACAUGCAGGGUGUGCUGGAGAGUUUCCUGGGCACUGCUUUUGCUGGAGCAUUUUUCUGCUUGUUUUCUGGCCAGCCUCUCACCAUUCUGAGUAGCACCGGACCUGUCCUUGUCUUUGAGCGACUUCUCUUCUCCUUUAGCAAAGACUAUAACCUGGAUUAUUUAGAAUUCCGCCUUUGGAUUGGCCUCUGGGUGGCCUUUUUUGGCCUUAUCCUGGUGGCAACGGAAGCCAGUUAUUUGGUGCAGUAUUUCACACGCUUUACAGAGGAAGGCUUUUGUGCCCUCAUCAGCUUUAUUUUCAUCUACGAUGCUAUUAAGAAGAUGCUGUCUCUAGUGGAACAUUACCCGGUGAAUUGGGACUACAAGAUCAAUGAUGUUACCUUGUACAGCUGCACCUGCCAGAUGCCAGAGGCAGGCAACUUUUCUCUUUUAAACACGACACUGUUCCCAACCAUUAGCAGUUUUGAAGAGCCCUUGGACUUGGAGCCUGGGAACUGGUCCCUGCUGACCAAGAAACAAUGUGUGCAACUCGGAGGCCACCUGGCGGGCAACAGCUGCAGUUUUGUGCCUGACGUCACCUUCAUGUCCUUCAUCCUGUUCCUCGGGACGUUCCUCUGCUCCCUCAUCCUGAAGAACUUUAAGUCAAGCCGCUAUUUCCCCACAACUUUGAGAAGGCUGGUGGGCGAUUUCUCCAUUAUCCUGGCUAUUCUUAUCUUCUGUGGAAUCGAUGCUGCCCUUGGAUUAGACACUCCCAAGCUCAUUGUGCCCAGUGAGUUCAAGCCCACAAAUCCGACACGAGGUUGGUUAGUGUUUCCAUUUGGAGCAAAUCCUUGGUGGAUAUACUUGGCAUCAUCGGUGCCUGCCAUUUUGGUCAUCAUCCUCAUCUUCAUGGAUCAGCAAAUAACAGCCGUGAUUCUCAACCGCAAAGAGUAUAAGCUGCAGAAGGGGGCAGGAUUUCACCUGGAUUUCUUCUGUGUUUCCCUUUUGAUGAUCUUUACUUCCAUCAUGGGCUUGCCUUGGUAUGUGUCAGCCACAGUCAUCUCUCUGGCCCAUAUGGACAGCCUUAAGAAAGAGAGCACCACUUGUGCUCCAGGAGAGCAGCCAAAGUUCCUGGGAAUCAGGGAGCAAAGAGUUACAGGACUGGUGGUCUUCAUCCUCACAGGAUUGUCAGUAUUCUUGGCACCUGUACUCAAGUUUAUCCCGAUGCCUGUACUAUAUGGCAUUUUUCUCUAUAUGGGUGUGUCUGCACUUAGCAGUAUUCAGUUCACAGACAGACUCCAGCUCCUGCUGAUGCCUGCUAAACAUCAGCCUGACUUCAUUUACCUCCGCCAUGUCCCACUACGCCAAGUCCAUCUCUUCACCUUCAUUCAGAUACUUUGUCUAGCGGUCCUAUGGAUCAUUAAGUCAACUGCAGCUGCCAUUAUUUUUCCAGUAAUGCUGCUGGCUCUUGUAGGCAUCCGAAAGGUGAUGGAAUACAUCUUCCCCCGACAAUACCUGGUUUGGUUAGAUGACAUUAUGCCAGAGAAGGAGAGAAAAGAAGAAGAAGAAAAGCUGAAGAGGAAGCAAGAUCAGGAUGACAGUGACAGCGAGGAUUCUGAACUUAUGUACCAAGAAAAAGGACCAGAAAUCAACAUUUCUGUGAACUAGAGGGAUUGAUGUUCACUGGUGGACCAAGCAAAAAUAAAUGUCUAAUAUUAGAUUGUACUAGAAGUGCUGGGAAACCUCUGUUUGGAAGGACACCCUUACCCCUUGUACCUACAGCGGCAGCCACUAUUGCUGUUACCAGAAUGGGGUGUUAAGACAUGCAAGUUCUACCUUUGCUCAACUGCAGAUACUGCAAAGCAGGUCUAAGGACAGGAACAGAAGACAGAAAGCCCCCAUACACAUUGCCAUCCUGCAGUGGACCGCUAUAUCAUAAACUAUGACGGCUGUCACCAUCAUGAAGGGGCAGAGGACCAUCCUUCACUUGCACUGUAACAGAAGCACAAGAAAAGAUGGGACCAAACCAGAAUGGCCCAAUGAGCAGCUUCUCAUGUUCAAUACUCACCUCCUGCCAUCAAAGUUUUCUGGUGCUGCAAUAAUUCAAUUGUUGUAAAGCUCUAAAGUACUUAUCUAAUUCUGCUAACGAUUACUGGGGACUUUUUGAAAUUUUGUGUGAUGCAGUCUUGCAGUAACUGAAAGAGUAUCCAAAACAUCAAUUCUUGGAACUAAGCUCUGCUUAUGUAAGUGGUGCUUCUACAUCAGUGUAUAUCUUUUGAUAUUCGCGUUGUCUUCUGUGGUCAUUUAACAUUUUCCUUUGUUGAUUCUGUUCCCAUCAGUUUUUGUAGGUAAUUGGGAUCCCAUUAGUAUUUACAGCUCUAUCUAUUGGGGGAUCUUUGUCUUUUCUACUAGCUGGUCUAGAUCAUUUAUAGGAACAGGCUUUCUUCUUUGGUAAGCACAUCUUACCUCUCCUUGCUGUGGUUCACUUCCUUUCUCUCAUUUACAAACACGUGGAGCAGGAAUUCAAACAUGGCCCAGAUAUUACUACUGGUACACUAUUUCUAUGCAUACCCAUUUUAUCUGCUUUUAUUCAGCACAAUCUUGUGAUAUCUGGAUGGGCAUUUUUGGGUCCUUUAGAUGAGGCUUCCCUCCAGAGAUAAAAGUCCUCCCUCUGAAGAGCUUCUGCAGAAACAUGCCUAGCCUAUAUCAGUCCAGUAUAGAAAGGAGGAAAAAGGUGUGCAGUGCAGGAAUGUGGGGUGCUAUCUGAGAGGGGCUUUAGGAUGCAAAGAAUCCUGGACCAUAAACAUGUCCUCAAACUGGCUGAUAACCAAUGCCAACACUGGAGCUAUUCUAAGAAAUUUGUAAAAAAAAAAAAAAAAAGCGGGGGGGGGGGGGGGAGAGUGAACACAUUUGUGGCGAGAAAUUCCAACUUUCUUUCACUUUUGAACCUUCAGAGGUCUCCAAGACAAGAGUUAUGUAAGCUCUGCCCAUAUUAAAUGGCAAACAUCUCUGCACAAAUAGGAUGUAUUUUACCUUUACCUCCUUACAAAUUGUUUGAUUCAUGCUCUUUAAUUUACAAAAUAUGUUACAAGCCCCAAAUGCAUAUCUUUUGUUUACAGUGUGGAGAUGAGAGGGGAGAGGAGAAUUGUCAUCAUUGUGUAUGAGACGGGGAUUAGUUGGAGUGCUUUUCUAAUUUUCAGACAGAAUGCCAACUGGUUUGCUGUAAGUUAUUUCACAGGAAGGAGGCAUAUUGCAUUUAGAAGGCCAUCCCUGGCAUUUUCUGGAAGAUUGAUGUAUGGUGGGAAUGGAAAGCCUAAUCAAAUGACCUAGCAAAAUUAACAGAAGAGGCUCCCACUCCACUACAAAAAGAGCAUAGGCAGUCUCUCUCUCUCAGCUUUCUCUCACAUGAAUUUUGUUGUUUCAGAGGCUCCCCAAUAAAAAUGCUUUCCAAGUACAAACGUGCAGCCAUAGAAAGUCACACAUUGCAAAUUACUGUGCCAUAUCUUUAGGAACACUUAAGUACGGAGCCCCGGUAGCGAAGUGUGUUAAAGCACUGAGCUGCUGAACUUGCAGACCGAAAGGUGCCAGGUUCAAAUCCCAGGAGCGGAGUGAGCGUCUGCUUUUGCCUCAGCUUCUGCCAACCUAGCAGUUUGAAAACAUGCCAAUGUGAAUAGAUCAAUAGGUACCGCUCCGGCGGGAAGGUAAUGGCGCUCCAUGCAGUCAUGCCAGCCACAUGACCUUGGAGGUGUCUACGGACAACGGCGGCUCUUUGGCUUAGAAAUUGAGAUGAACACCACCCCCCAGAGUCGGACUCGACUAGACUUAAUGUCAAAGGGAAACCUUUACCUUUAAGUACAAGAUAAACACAAAUUCAGGGGAAAACGUGGAUAAUCAAACAUAUAUAUUCAGAUUGCAGCCAUGUAAACACACGGUCAAUAAAGCCAAGCUUAGUGAAGUCUAGAUCCUAUAUUUAAUAAACAUAAUAUGUAAUUCAAAGAGUCCAGGCAGAGUCCAAACUCCAAGACCAAAAUCCAAUUAUUUAUUAAAAGACCCAGUUUUUCAGCAUUUUUCACAACAAUUCUGCAAUAUAUUAUUGUUUCUGUACUUCUUUAGAAGGCAAAGCUGAAAGAGACUUCAAUAAACAUAAGCCAAAUGUGAUUCCCCACCAUAAAAACAAUUCAGUGCAAAAUUGGCCAAUCAAUAUUCCCACCCCUAUAAAAAAUAAUUCUGUUAUAAUUAAUCUUAAGUUCUGGACCAAAUGAAGCUAUUUUAAAGAAAAUGGGUGAGCAGAUCUUUAGAAAUGCUCUCUACCGGUGUAUACAUGAAGUACCCAAUAGUGGUCAAGCAAGAAAUACUGAAGAAAGGCAAAAUGAACAGUGUGUAGGCGCAAUGGUACAGUAUAACUUACCAAAUGCAUGCUACAUAUCAAUUAAAAUGACAGUUUGAAAGAGAAACUAGUUGAUUGCUUCCCCUACGAUUUAAACGAGCAAAAUCAUUUUAACUUAUGUUAUUAAAUGGGAAAGAACGAGAAUGUGUAGCUGUUUAUUUUAUAUGACCCUGGAGAACCAAAAGGCACACAUUGUGGUAUCAGGGAACAAAAGUGUCCACAAAAUUACAGAAAGACAAGUCCAGUUUGUCGUUUAAGCCCACAGGGGACACACAUUUUAAUUUAUGAAUCCCAAAUGCCUCACUUCUAAUCAAGGUAUUUGUUAUUUAUCUGACUGUUGACAUUCCUCUAUUACUUAGCUUCUAUUAAAAGUUCUCUAGUAAUAUGCUAAAUAAAAUAUACAAAAAGGC
This is a messenger RNA of Anolis carolinensis (green anole), 9720 nucleotides long. RefSeq names its product solute carrier family 4 member 9 (gene slc4a9). The record is from RefSeq and is a predicted model, not a curated record. Gene Ontology annotation, cellular component: basolateral plasma membrane; plasma membrane. Gene Ontology annotation, biological process: transmembrane transport; bicarbonate transport; regulation of intracellular pH. Gene Ontology annotation, molecular function: sodium:bicarbonate symporter activity; solute:inorganic anion antiporter activity; monoatomic anion transmembrane transporter activity. The coding region runs from base 3553 to 6591 and encodes 1012 amino acids. The transcript is spliced from 25 exons. Lineage: Eukaryota; Metazoa; Chordata; Lepidosauria; Squamata; Anolidae.